UACCGAGCCGAGCCAAAGCCACAAACCUUGCCGGAAGCCAGGCCACCGUGGGGCAUGGCGGUGACGUCAUCGUCAAGAGUCGUGGCGGUGCCCAAGCCGCAGCCGUCCGUCCUGUCUCAAUGGCAUGCCGUCGUGUUCUACUUGGUGCUGGUGUUCGGGGACCGUCUCCAGAACCCGUACGAGUACAAGCUCUACUAUUACAACAAGCUCGAGCAGACGGCGAUCGCGCAAAUCUACGCCGUCGGGACUCUCGGAGGCUGUUUUGCCGAUCUCUGGGGACGCUCGAUCGCCAAGCGCGUGGGCUGGAAGCUGUCCGCGCCGCUUCUGCUGGCACUCCUGAUGCAGUCUUGCCUGAUGAAGAAGACCGACCACCUGGAAACGCUGAUGAUCUCGAAGGUUCUGGCUAAGAUGUGUGUGCUCACGCUGUUCCCGCUGGCCUUGGGCCAGUUCAGCGCCCGCACAAGGCCGUCAGACGUGGCCAUCAUGAUCAGCAUCGGCUUCAUCGGCAUCGUCGCGGGCGUCACUGGCAGCCUGCUCUGCGACGUCAUCUACUUCGACUGCUUCAUCAUGUUCCGCAUAGCUACCUACGUCCUGGGACUCCUGUUUCUCUUCCACUGGCUCGCUCCACCGUCGCAGCCUAUCAAGGACCUCCUGGAACCGUACCGGUCCGACCGCAUCGUCACCCUCGCCGUGCUCUCCUCCGAGGCAGCCCUCUGGUGCUGCAGCACCGUCGUCGAAGCCUUCUGGGCGCCCCUGGUCAACCCUUCCAACAUGGACGUCGGCCUGCUGUACGCCCUGUACUGCUUCUUCCAUGUCUUCGGUGGCUGCUUCUUCCGGGUGACCCGCAUGAUCCAGGCGACGCCGCGCUACACCCUGACCCUGUCGUGCCUCCUGGCGGCCGUCGGCAUGUUCUUCGCGGCGGCCGCCAUGCCCGUCUACCCGGACUCGGUGCUGGUCAUCGUCAUGGCCAUGCUGGCCUUCCACUUCUCCCUCGGCCUGUGGGGCGCCGCGCUGCGCAAGCUCAGGAACUGCGCCAUGCUGUCGCCCCGUUACGAGGCCUACGCCCGGUGCGCGGGACGCCUAGUCGGUGCCGCCAUGUUGACCGUGAAGAAGGAGUUCGACACUCAGUACCUGUGCGGUGUCUUUACCCUCUGCUGCCUGUUCGUGCUGCUCUCGUUAAUGCCCGUUCAGUCGCUGGCCCGCUGGAAGCAGAAAUCACGAGUCAUUCAGGUGCUCAGGUACAUGACAGAGAUUGACACGCAGGAACAGCCACCCCGCGAAGAGCAGCAGCAUCAGCAGCAGCAGCACGAAGACGUGGUCGUGCACAACGGUUACUCCCUCGUGUCCGUGGCGGCUACCUGGUGCGCCGGCGCGAUCCUCGGAACCCUGGCCGGCGUGCUGGGCUUCCUCUUCGUCGCAACCGUGGCUACAGGAUCCCUGUUCCCGUCCAAGCAGCGCCAGGGGCCGCCACCGCCCGAGAGGGACGACGGCAGCGUGUGCUACUCGCCCGACUGCCUCGCCACGGCCGCGUACCUGCACGAGAAGCUCAACCCGCUGGUCGAGCCGUGCCGCAACUUCCCGGACUACGUGUGCGGACGCUUCCGCGGUCCCAGCAGCGUCAUGGAGCAGGAGUUGUGGCGUAGUCGCGUCGAGGUGCUCGCAAUGGUUCUCCACGCCUCUCACCUGCCCGGCGCGCGCGGCAAGGCCGCGCAGCUGCUGAGACAGUGCCUGCUCGUGUACUCGGUGGCGACAUUCAGCCACAAGGCCUUGCAGGACUUCAUGAAGCGCUUUGAUCUCAAGCUCAUCCGCGAGCCUCAGUCGACUGCCACAACGCCCGAUAAGGUGUUGGCUGUGCACGUGGAGCUUUCCUACAAGUACGGAGUGAGCGGCCUGCUGCGAAUUCAACCCAACGUCGCGCGCUCACUGUCGGUGGAGCUGGACCACGAGGCUCUGAUGGCUUCGGCGGAGAGAGUCGAGAACGUGACGAUCUCGUGUGUCACGCAGGUGAAAGACCUGCAGUUUGCCGGAGUUAGCCCUAACGCGUUCGCCGACGCCAUCGAGGCGAGCACGCCGUAUCGGCGAGAGGCGAGCGUGUACGAGGGUCGUCGCGUCGUGCCGCUGCUGGAGAGCGUCUGGCAGGCGUUCACCGACAUCGACGACUUGCUUGUCUGGACCGGCUGGUACGUUUUGGACGCGCUGGCUCCUUUCGUCGACACUCUGGCCGCCAAGCUGAAAAGCGAUGACAAGUUAUCCUUCGGCACGUCAUGCGUGACUAUGGUAUCACACGUCAUGGCUCCCGCAGUGGCCGCACUCAUUCGCCUGUCGCAAGUCACGGACAAGGCACGUGACCAGAUUGCCACAAUGACCGACGUCAUCGCCACUUGCCUCAAGGGAAAAACAACUUGGAUAUCGCCAUUCGCCACGCCUCCGCGUCUUCUCGUGGGCUUCCCGCCGUACGCGGACAGCGUCGAGCGGCUGGACGCCUUCUACGCCAAUUUCCCGAAGUCGAGCCAGAACUUCUUCGCCGACUGGAUCGCGGCGGCCGACGAGCGUGCCAGGCGCCUGAGUCCCGACCAGGAGCACGUGGACGUCUUCCGAAUGGAGGUCGACGUGGCCGCGGACGGCACGGUCGUGGUGCCCGCGUCGCUGUUCGCGCUCCCCUUCUUCGCGACCGGAGGACCGCCGGCGCUCAACGUGGGUGGUCUGGGACACUUGAUAGCCAGGCGGCUCGCUGAGAGGUACCUCGUGCCUCAGUCCAUCCUGCCCUCCGCGUGUCUACCUGGGUCUGGGGGCGACUUGGAAGGCGGUGUACUGGAGAGCCUGCUCGCCUACUCCUGUAUAGGCGGCGCUUUGGCAGCGCUCAAUGGCACCCACGAGCAGCGUCUACCUCAGUACGCCGGACUCACGCCGGAGACAAUCAUGUACACGGUCGGGUGCCUCAAGGUGUGUGUGGCCUGGGAAGACCAAAUCCUCAAGAGCCUAGACGAAGUACUGGACUGCGUCCCGCAACUUGGAGGACAGGGCCGCUGCAUGGCAUCGUCGCAGCAUCUGAGGGGCUUCGAGGACGCCUUUUCGUGCGAUUCGAAAGGGCAAAAGGGCGCCACCUGCACGUUCGGAUAA
Molecule: messenger RNA, 3120 nt
Organism: Rhipicephalus sanguineus (brown dog tick)
Lineage: Eukaryota; Metazoa; Arthropoda; Arachnida; Ixodida; Ixodidae
Exons: 11
Coding region: 55-3120 (1021 amino acids)
Biological process (GO): molybdate ion transport; proteolysis
Cellular component (GO): membrane
Molecular function (GO): molybdate ion transmembrane transporter activity; metalloendopeptidase activity
Source: RefSeq, a predicted model, not a curated record